CCGACCGGCCCCGCCCUGCACUGCAGCUGCGCGGCGGCGGCCGUUGCGGGAGCGCGCUGCUGUAGGCGCUGAGCAGAGCUGUCUCCAACCGGCCUCCAGCCUUCCGCGCCUCCGUGCGGCCUCGGUCCCCGGUGCUCGCCAGCUGCCGCCGCCGCCGGACCUGAGUACCGCCUCUCCCCGCAUCUUCUAAGCCCCGGCUUCGCGCGACCCUACAUCCCCCGAGCCUGCCACCGGCCGGCCGGGGAGCGGCGGGAGGAGCUGCCACGCCCCGUGACCGCACCCGGCCGUCUCCAGCCCGGAGCCCACCGCCUCCCAUCAGCCUUGCUUCCCUCCCUCCUCCACGCGGUGACGCCGCGCACAGCUGCAGCCAGCCCCCGCCUGCUGGAACCAAAGAGGUCGACAUUCGAGUGGUAGGCGGAGUGACCCGAGGCUCCCCGGACACUGACUUUGGGAUCCGCAAGGGACCAGACAGGACUCUGGUGUCAUUUGGUAACUGUGGUUGCUUGAAGCUUGGUCGCCCCUUGGCCUACCCACGGGAGGGAGGCAUGUUGUAUUGUUCCAGGUCCUGUAGCACUGUGAGCCUCUCCACGCGGUGUUUGUAGAACUGGCACCCUUAAUAGUUGGGCGAAAUGGCUAUGACGCUACUGGAAGACUGGUGCAGGGGAAUGGACGUGAACUCUCAGAGAGCUCUGCUGGUCUGGGGGAUCCCUGUGAACUGUGAUGAGGCUGAAAUCGAAGAGACUCUCCAAGCUGCGAUGCCCCAGGUGUCCUAUCGAGUACUGGGGAGAAUGUUCUGGAGGGAAGAAAACGCGAAAGCGGCCUUGUUAGAGCUCACCGGGGCAGUGGAUUACUCCCUGAUCCCUAGAGAGAUGCCAGGCAAAGGAGGGCUCUGGAAAGUGAUGUUUAAGCCCCCCACUUCCGAUGCUGAGUUUUUGGAAAGGCUGCACCUCUUUCUAGCUAGGGAAGGGUGGACCGUGCAAGAUGUUGCUCGUGUGCUUGGGUUUCAGAACCCUGCUCCCGCUCCAGGCCCAGAAAUGCCAGCGGAGAUGCUCAACUAUAUUUUAGAUAAUGUUAUUCAACCGCUUGUUGAAUCCAUAUGGUAUAAGAAGCUGACGCUGUUCUCUGGGAAGGACAUUCCCGGGCCUGGCGAAGAGACCUUUGAUUCCUGGCUGGAGCACUCGAAUGAUGUCAUAGAAGAAUGGCAGGUAUCUGAUAUAGAAAAGAGACGGCGGCUGAUGGAGAGUUUGAGAGGCCCGGCUGCUGAUGUCAUCCGCAUCCUCAAGACCAACAACCCUGCCAUAACCACCGCAGAAUGCCUGAAGGCUCUUGAGCAGGUGUUUGGGAGCGUGGAGAGCUCUAGAGAUACGCAGGUCAGGUUUCUGAACACUUACCAGAACCCGGGAGAAAAGUUGUCUUCUUACGUCAUUCGUCUGGAGCCUCUGCUGCAAAAGGUAGUGGAAAAGGGGGCCAUUGAUAAAGAAAAUGUAAACCAGGCUCGCCUGGAGCAGGUCAUCGCCGGGGCCAACCACAGUGGGGCCAUCCGGAGGCAAUUGUGGCUGACCGGGGCUGCGGAAAGACCCGCACCCAACCUCUUCCAGUUGCUGGUGCAGAUUCGCGAGGAGGAAGCCAAAGAGGAGGAGGAGGAGGCCGAGGCCGCCCUCUUGCAGCUAGGCCUGGACGGGCACAUCUGAGUCCCUGGGUUGGGUUGGCUGCUUUUGUUAUCCCUGUGCGGUUUUACAAGCCUGCCUCUCAUAGUAAAGACCUAGCCUCCCGA
Peromyscus eremicus (cactus mouse) is the source of this 1774-nucleotide messenger RNA. RefSeq names its product PNMA family member 1 (gene Pnma1). The transcript has a single exon. Bases 630 to 1691 code for a protein of 353 amino acids. NCBI's taxonomy places the organism in Eukaryota, Metazoa, Chordata, Mammalia, Rodentia, Cricetidae. The record is from RefSeq and is a predicted model, not a curated record.